Messenger RNA from Lytechinus variegatus (green sea urchin), 3765 nucleotides. RefSeq names its product sulfhydryl oxidase 2-like. The coding region runs from base 89 to 2518 and encodes 809 amino acids. Gene Ontology annotation, biological process: protein folding. Gene Ontology annotation, molecular function: protein disulfide isomerase activity; flavin-dependent sulfhydryl oxidase activity. The record is from RefSeq and is a predicted model, not a curated record. The transcript has 11 exons. NCBI's taxonomy places the organism in Eukaryota, Metazoa, Echinodermata, Echinoidea, Temnopleuroida, Toxopneustidae. Gene Ontology annotation, cellular component: Golgi membrane.
UUUUGCUGACUUUUCACUUCUCAUAUUUACAUAGCUUUCCAUAAAAUUUAAAUGGCAAUGAAUAUUAAUUUUCAGCUUUCCAUACAUUAUGAUUGACACGGUGACAAAAAUGGCAUCAUCCGGAGCGAAAAUGGGCUCCUCGGCGGCUAAGUUACUGCUGAUUUUCAGUCUUUUUCUUGAAGUUAAAGCCAAACUGUAUGAUCCACCUGGUGAUGUUGUUGUGCUCAAUCAUCAGAAUUUUGUCAAUAAUGUUUUCAACUCGGAUAAAAUGUGGUUUGUUGAGUUUUUCUCGAGCUGGUGCGGGCAUUGUAUCCAUUUUGAGCCUACGUGGAAGUCUUUUGCGGGGAAUCUGCGGGAUUGGAAGCAUGUAGUCAUUGUAGCUGCUAUAGAUUGUGCAGAUAAGACAAACACAGAAGUAUGCAGAAAACAUGAUGUCCAUGGUUAUCCUUCACUAAAGACCUUCCCUCCAUAUACAAAAGCUGAUAAUAUGACAGGAGCCAAGCUAUUUAGAGGUGCAAGGGAUAUUCGGAAUAUGAGGGAGUAUAUUGCUGCAGAGAUCGAGGAGGAAGCCAAGAAACCACAUCGACUCAAGCCCUGGCCUGAUCUUCAACCCGCAGAGGCACCGUGGGUGAGUGACUUCUUUAUACAUCAUCCAACCCAUCAGUUCUUGGUUGUCAUCUUUCAAGGAAAUGAUAACUUCAUGGGAAAAGAGAUUAUCUUGGAUGUUUCAAACCAUGAGAGAGUCAAGGCAAGAUGGAUGAGAAAGGCAGAUAACCCUCUUAUUACAAAAUGGGGUGUGGAUACGUUCCCCUCUGCGUACAUCAUUGAUCGUACAGGGAUACCUACAAAAAUCGUUGGAUCUGAUAGGGCCAGUUUCAGUGCAGCCAUCAACAAACACAUCAAAGACCAUGCAGAUGAACUACCCCCUGUUGAACAACUCCCGGAUGAUACCAACCAUCUCAAUGGCGAUGAGAUGCUGGAUAAGGGUCAUCUCUUAGGACCGGAAGAAGGGGAUGGGAAAGCAAACAGGAGCGAGAGAGACGACAUCGAUAGCGAUUUUGAUGGGAGGGAUGUGGAUGAGGAUGGAAACCUGGAGGUGAAGGAGAAGGAGGAGAAAGGGAAGGAGCUGGGACUUAGCCUACUCUUGAGACCAGGAGACAAGGGGUUUGUGGAGAUGAACAAAGGAGGAGAAAAGGAUGGAGGGGACGCUGGAGAGGAGGAAGAAGGAGGAGGUGGAGCUGAAGCAAGAAGAGAGAAGGAAGCGGAAGGGGUGGGGAUACUCCAAGAGGAGGUUGGAGGGGCUGGUGUAGGUCUUGACGACGUCGGAAUGGAUGAUGGACCGGUAGGAGAUGAAGAAAGAGUUGGUGAAGAAGGAGGAGGAGAGCAGAAGAUGAUGUGGGAUAGAGUGCUGGAGAAGAACAAAGAAAAGGCAUUGCAGAAGAAAACCAACAACAGAUUGACUGAUCAGAGACCUAGUGAAUGGCCCAAAGUCUACAUGCUUGAUCUAGAGUCGGCCAUCCAGUACUCCCUCAGGCAGGAGGUAUCUCUUAGAAGUCACAUCAGUGGAGAUGAUCUUCAGGCACUCACAGACUAUGUUGAUGUUCUCAGGAAGUAUUUUCCUGGAAGACCUGAAGUGAUGUCAUUCCUGACCGAUGUACAUCAGUGGCUGCUGAUAAAGGAGGGUACCAGUGUACCCAUAGAAGAAUGGUUGACCCUUGUUGAUCCAGCCAAGGAGCCAGGACUAGGGCUCCCUGAUCAAGUCGAAUGGAUUGGAUGUCGUGGCAGCCAGCCUCAUUUCCGUGGUUACCCGUGCGGUCUCUGGACGCUGUUCCACACACUGACCGUCUCCCAGGCCUCGCUGAUCAGGAGAUAUGAUAAUGUCAGCUACAUGGAGGUCCUUCACGCCAUGAGAGGCUACAUUCUAGCCUUCUUCAGCUGCCAGAACUGCAGAGAGAACUUUCGUCAUGAAGUAGCUGACCUGGAUGACUCCGUCACUUCUCUGGACAGCGCCAUCUUGUGGCUUUGGCAGACUCACAAUCGGGUAAAUAAGCGUCUUCGCGGGGACCUUUCAGAGGAUCCGGACCACCCAAAGCAGCCCUUUCCCCCACGGACAAUAUGCGCUUCCUGUUACGCCAGCACCAACGUGGAACUGUGGGAGGAGAGACGGAUACUCGGAUUCUUGAAAGACUACUACAGCUUGCGGAAUUUUGCGUUCACCGGUCUCCAUGCCUCGAAUGGAGUCAUCUUAGAUGAAGUAGACUUGGGAUCCCGUGUCACCCUGAAUCCGGAGGGCGUGAAGGUCGACGUUCUGAAUCAUUUGCGGCAGCGGGAGAUGGAUUUUCGGUUGGCGGUCGAGACGAAAAAAGGCGGAUACUUUGGACUCGGGAUCAACGGGUUGGACCUCAGCAUGUGCAUGGUCCUGAACAUCAGUUGUGUGAUGCUCAUAGUGUGUGUUUACUUUGUCCUGGUAUGGAGGAGACGGAGAAGAACUCGAUUGUCGCGGCUUCUGCCUCGAUGAUGAAUCUUUCAAGUGUGCUAUUGAAGUCAGAGACAUGAUGAAGAUGAUUUUGCUAUUUAUUUUACAUGUAAAGAGAUUCUGUGGUGAUAUGAAGCGAGACCAAAGUUGGAUGAAGGUUGUGCUCUUAUACAAGUCAGAAUUAUGGUGCAAUUUUUAAGUAUCCUUUGCUUAUUAUUUUUGGUCAGUGUGUAUUUUUUCUGUAUAUUCUAAUAAUACGUGUGAUGUGCUCCUCAAGGCCAGCCUUGAUGACAAUCAUAUGGCCUUGACCUUGGCCCUUGUCCUUGGCCUCCGGGUACAUGUCUUUGGAUGAGACCAGGAAGAAAUAUUUCAAAAGUAAGAAGGUAACAAUAUGUCAAUAGAUCUAUAUUUAAAAUGUAAAAUCACUUCUAGUGGUGAGAUCCCCAUGGCUACCCAUGGCCUUGAAGACAUUAUGCUCUUGGUCUUGUACGUACCUUCAGACAUCUAAACCCUAGACCAUGGAUUUCUGGCCUUGUGCACAACACUGUCUAAUACAACUGACGUUGCUGGCCAUCCAUAGUUGCGAUUGAUCGGAUCAAUCGCAACUCUUAGUAAGACAGGCCCCGGCUGUGUCAUGACUAAUGAAUGGGGAAAAUAAAAACUGGCAUUCUGUAGUCUUUCUCUGACAAAUUUUCAGAUUACAGCUGCCAAUAGACGCCAGGGGUGCGUUUUUGAAAACCAUGAACAAGUUUAUUAAUCUUUAUCCGACAACCAUGAUUGUGUAUACGGGGCACCACUUUGUUUUUUCAAUGUUGAAUGAUCUUCUAUUUCUGAUUAACUACUUAAAUGCUCAUAUCAAUUGUACAAGUUAUUAUUUUUAGCAUAGUAUUCCCAAAUAUCAUGAGAAUGGCCAUGUACAAUUAAUUGAACAUAAAACUGUCUUAUUUGAACUACUUAUCAAUUUGAUUUUAAAUUGACAUUUAACUUAUUUUCCUUAAUUACUUCUGACUGCUGAACAAUGCUCAUAGAUAUAUUCAUUUAAGUGUCAUCAGUAUCUACUUAUGUGUUGAAAUCAUUUCAUUGUUGAUUACUUGACUGUAGGUUCAGUCAUAAGUAUGAUAUGUCUUUAUUGUGCUGCACUCAACCCAGGUGAGGUGAAUGGUUACUUGGCAGGAAUUUUUUUCCUUGAAAUGCAUGUACGCUGUAAUCUGAGUAAUUACGGCUGCCAAGCUAUAGUCUACAAAUGUAGACCCACAUCUGCAGUGUGUGUAUCACAGCUAAUUCAACGA